AUGAAUUCUCAGCCUGCGUACGUCGGGCAAUGGGGUGGAAUGGAGGUCCAGGGCAACUACAUGGAACAGCCGAUGCACAGCAAACCCCUGUACUCGUCUGAUCGCGGGGUGCAGCAGCAGCAGCAGCCGUUCGUGGAGGAGAAUGUCAAAAAUCUCAGAAACUCUUUCAGUGCGUUUCCAAACUCUUCCUCAGCACAGCCGUAUGCCGAUCCUACCAGGACCUGCGGGGUUGGGAUUCUCUUCGCAGAGGUCGUAGACAUGUACUCUCACCCUCAUGUCAUUGUGAAGGAAGUGUACGCUAACGGUCCAGCGAGCCACAACGGUAAAAUUCAACCAGGAGACAUCUUGCAAGCCGUCAACGACGUCAACGUGUCAGGAAUGCUGUUACCUCAACUACGGCAGUACAUCCCAGAAAGAACCCGUGAGCUGUAUGAGGUCAUACUCGAGAGAGGACCUGUCAACUCACAGAACGCUCCUGAUAUGCAUCAAAGAAGAACUGCAAGCUCGUCCAAUGACGACUCGGGACAACUCGACGCUUACAAGGCAAGCCGUCAAACCAUGUUGGUGUUUGUGAACCCCUCUCAGGACAUUCUUGCCAUGGUGGGAUUUUCCGUUCAACGAAGCUCCAACGGACAGAUGAUUGUCGCUAAUGUGACUCAGGAUUCAUCGGCAGAAGAGCAGGUGCUGCAGUUCGGAGAGAUUCUUCUAGAGGUCGACGACCAGCCAAUCCAAGGACAUCUCAGCGAGAAUGCUGUGCGGCGAAUGCUCUCGGGGAGGGUCGGGAGCAUGGUCAAAGUAAGAACGGACAAACGUGUUGCUACCAUUCAGCGCGAUUGCGCAGCAGAAUUUGAUGAGGAGGAGCGAGUCUUGGAGUACCCGGGGUCCUACAUGCCUCAACAGCUACCUCAGGCCCCCGGCAACUGGAUGCUCAACAACAGCAUGGAGCAGCACAUGCGACAAGCAAGCGCUCCCCUCCCUCAACAAGUUCAGACGCCCAGGCAACCGCAGUACAUCACCACCAAGCCCCCGCAAAGAGAGUUCUUGCAGACAAGGCCGGUGCUGAUGACAAAUCAAGCUAUGCCGUCCAAGCAGAUCAACUACAUCCAGACCCCGCAAGUGACCGCAGUCACUCCUCGCCAGCGCAUGCCGCCUGUCAUAUACUCGAACAUGCAGCAAGGUGUCGCCGCCAAUUUUACGAGCCAGGGAGCAAUGCUUGCACCUCAAGCCGUCACAAGCUAUGCUGUGAACCGACCCAACGUGGCGAUGAGCAUGGGAAUGCCUGUUCCUCCCACCGGCAUGUACCCUCAGUUUCAGCAGCCGCGAAUGGCUUUCCGCAACUUCUGA
Messenger RNA from Guillardia theta CCMP2712, 1344 nucleotides. RefSeq lists its product as hypothetical. Bases 1 to 1344 code for a protein of 447 amino acids. The record is from RefSeq and is a predicted model, not a curated record. Lineage: Eukaryota; Cryptophyceae; Pyrenomonadales; Geminigeraceae. Gene Ontology annotation, molecular function: protein binding; endopeptidase activity. The transcript has 6 exons.